GCAGUGUAAUACAGGGGGAGGGGAGAAGGAGGACCUUGGGGUUGUGGUGAUGAUAAUAAGGCAGGCUGUGAAGGAGAACAGGCCGGGCCUGUACUGUGACCUUAUCCUGUGACAGCUGCACACACUUCCAGCAUGGCUCUGCUCCGAGGCGUUUUUGUCGUUGCUGCCAAAAGAACCCCAUUUGGCACCUAUGGGGGGGUGCUGAAGGACCACACUGCCACGGACCUGGCUGAGAUUGCAAUAAAAGCCGCCCUGGCCUCUGGAAACGUGUCUCCUGAUGCCGUGGACAGUGUGGUGUUUGGCAACGUUGCCCAGACCGCCACCGAUGCGAUAUACCUGGCCAGACAUGCCGGUCUCCGAGCAGGGAUACCCAUACCCGUUCCCGCUCUAACGGUCAACCGGCUCUGCGGCUCCGGCUUCCAGUCCAUCGUCAAUGGGUGUCAGGAAAUCGCCCUUCGGGAGUCGGAGAUUGUGCUGUGCGGCGGGGCUGAGAGCAUGAGCCAGGCUCCGUACGCCGUCAGGAAUAUCCGCUUCGGUACCAAGCUGGGAUCAGACAUCAAGAUGGAAGACACGCUGUGGGCUGGUCUCACCGACUCUCACAUUAAGAUGCCAAUGGCCAUCACCGCCGAGAACCUCGCCGAAAAGUACGGCAUCGCCAGGCAAGAUUGUGACAACUAUUCCUUCCAGACCCAGCAGCGGUGGAAAGCCGCUCAGGACGCAGGACACUUCGCAGCUGAGAUGGCCCCUAUUGAAUUGAAGUCGAAGAAAGGGCCCAUUAAAAUGGAACAGGACGAGCACCCCAGGCCACAGACCACCUUGGAGCAGAUGGCGAAACUCCCCUCUGUGUUCAAGAAGGAUGGCGUAGUGACUGCCGGAAAUGCAUCGGGGAUCUGCGAUGGAGCCGGUGUCGUGAUUGUGGCCAGCGAGGAAGCCAUUACCAAGCACAAGCUCACCCCGCUGGCUAGGAUCGUGGCGUACCACGCGUCUGGAUGUGACCCCAAGAUCAUGGGCAUUGGUCCCGUUCCCGCCAUUAGUGAAGCGCUAAAGAAAGCCGGACUAACCAUCAAAGACAUGGAUCUCGUGGAGGUGAAUGAGGCUUUUGCUGCCCAGUAUUUGUCAGUGGAGAAAGUUUUAGGCCUAGACCGUGAGAAGACCAAUGUUAAUGGAGGAGCUAUCGCCCUGGGACAUCCGCUGGCUGCGUCAGGGUCACGAAUCAUUGCUCAUCUCACCCAUGAACUCAGGCGUCGUGGUGGAAAAUACGCGGUGGGAUCUGCCUGCAUCGGUGGAGGACAAGGUAUCGCCAUCAUCCUGGAAAAUGUCGUCUAAAGUCUCCACCUACAACAUGGAAACCAAUGGACAAUGUUAUUCUUUAGGAAACCAGCCCAACUGUUUAUAAAGUAGUAGCCAAUUGUUGGAAAUGAUGGGUCACCGGGUGAUCGAACCAACAUGGCGGAUACAAUCUAGUGCUGCGGAGGCCGCUUAACUCUCCCGGACACAAUACACGAGACCAGACAAUCCCAUUCUCUAUUGGAGAAUACUAUAAUACAUUUAUAUUGUCACACAGGAGCAGUAGGCGUUCCCAGCAUCUUGUAUUUGUGCGGUUCGUUUAGCGCACCAUAGAUCUCCCAGUCUCUGUUGUUUAAAUUUAAUACAAAUGAGUAUUGUUUUGGUCCUGCGUUCCGUUGCUUCCAUGCAGUGUACGGAUUCUAUUAGUGUUUUAUAGAAACAAGUCGUAGCCAAAAUUGUCCAUCUAUAGUGUAAAGAAAUUUGCUGCAAAAAGGAGGUUCCAAACACAGUGAGGCGCUGAGAUAAUAAGCCUAUUAAUUCACUAUGGACAUCCGAUGCCUCGUGCCUCAAAGAUCUCACAAGCUCCUAAGGAUUUCAUAGGCCACAUGCUAAUGAAUAUUGGUUUCGGCAUAAAAUGGCUGACCCCAGUGUGUCUGUGGCUAGUGCUCAUUGGGCAUUUAAAGGUUUUGGGACUGGCCACCUAAUGUAAACACCAAAUUAUAUAUUGUCACCUCCUAACGUGGCAAUCUGCAAAUUGCUUCACUAUCCUCUAAUUUGUGUUAUCGUCCAUUUAUAUUACACUUGCCAAUGAAUGUAAAGAUUAACUAGUGCCAGGAUAUAAAGGGCUAACUCAUUGUACAAGUGCCUUUACCGAGACUGCAAAAUAAAAUGUGACUAUACAGUA
This is a messenger RNA of Pseudophryne corroboree (corroboree frog), 2191 nucleotides long. RefSeq names its product acetyl-CoA acyltransferase 2 (gene ACAA2). NCBI's taxonomy places the organism in Eukaryota, Metazoa, Chordata, Amphibia, Anura, Myobatrachidae. Gene Ontology annotation, cellular component: mitochondrion. Bases 133 to 1326 code for a protein of 397 amino acids. Gene Ontology annotation, molecular function: acyltransferase activity, transferring groups other than amino-acyl groups. The transcript is spliced from 10 exons. The record is from RefSeq and is a predicted model, not a curated record.